Messenger RNA from Salvia hispanica, 1133 nucleotides. RefSeq names its product gibberellin 20 oxidase 1-like. The record is from RefSeq and is a predicted model, not a curated record. NCBI's taxonomy places the organism in Eukaryota, Viridiplantae, Streptophyta, Magnoliopsida, Lamiales, Lamiaceae.
UACUCUUAUAACAACUAUUGAAAAUCACAUAUACUACAAAUUUAAUCAACCAAACCCCAUAUCUCAAAACACAUAGUACCUGAGACAUGGCAACACAUGACAUUGUCGAAUCUCUGUCUUCAUCCGACCAGAAGCUGCAACUGAAAGACUUUGUGUGGUCGGCCAAUGAAUGGCCCGAACUGAAGCAUGAUGACUUCUGCGACGAAGAAGACAUCCCUGUGAUAAGCCUUAGCAGCGGGGGAGACGCCGAGAAAAUGGUGGCGGCUUCUCGGAAAUGGGGAUUUUUCAAGUUGGUGGAUCACGGCGUGCCUGAUGAGGUUAUUGAUGAUAUCACGGUGUGGUUGAACAGAUUUUACGAUCUUCCAAUGGAGCAGAAGCUCAAGGGAGCCCGGACCGGAAGCCUGCCUUUGGGCUAUUCGGCAUCUAACGUCGAUUAUGGGAGAAAUUUGCCGUGGGCAGAGAUCUUGCAGUUGCUUCAGUCGCCGCAGCAGGUGGUGGAGUUUGCGACUAGGGUGUACGGAGACCACUCGCAUCAUCAUUUUAGCGAUGCAAUGAUCAACUACAUGAAUGCACUGGAAGAAUUGGGAAUACGUGUAUUGGCUAUGCUAGCCAAUGGUUUAGGUCUUGAUAGUAACUUCUUCACUAGACACUUCUUGAGCGAGCGUGAGAGCACUAUGAUUAGAGUUAAUCGAUACCCUCCGUGCCCUCUCCCCAACCGAUGCUUGGGCCUUGGCAGCCAUUCCGACCCCCACACUCUAACCAUAUUGCUCCAAGAUGAAGUUGGAGGCCUACAAGUUUGUGACGAUCACAAUCGCUGGUUUGGUAUCCGGCCCCUACCUAAAUCGUUUGUCGUUAAUAUAGGCGACACACUUGAGGCAUGGAGUAAUGGGAGGCUAAAGAGUGUGGUUCACAGAGCAGUCGUAAACGAGGAACGACAUCGUCUCUCGGUUGCAUAUUUUAUGAGCCCUGCAGCUAAUACUACCAUAGAGAGCCCUCCUCAGCUCAUGGAUGAAGAUCCUAACAAACCAAGAAAGUAUAAAACAUUUACCUGGGGUGAUUUCAGGAAUCAGCUUCUCAAACAACGACGAGUUGUUGGAAAAACUGCUCUUCAUCGAUAUACAAUCAAUUCUUAA